Molecule: messenger RNA, 2413 nt
Organism: Zootoca vivipara (common lizard)
Lineage: Eukaryota; Metazoa; Chordata; Lepidosauria; Squamata; Lacertidae
Source: RefSeq, a predicted model, not a curated record
UUCCUGUCAGCUGCCUCUUCUUCUGCUUCUCUUUCUUUUCUCAUGCGAAGAGAACUUAAGGCGACAAGACCAUUUGCCUUUUCCCCGUUUUCCAAUUCAGGAUUAUGUUUUUCAUGCUGAUUCUUCUUUUCCUAAGGGAAAUUGCAGGCGCAACCUUCAUUAAUCUUUAUGAAAAUGAAAAUCACUGGCUGAGCUGCAGCAACACACCAGCCGAUCAGAAGGAAUCAAGAUGGUGGUUGGGGAAAGACUGCUCCUCCUUGGUUGAAUUUCAGUCAAUGCCUUGUGACCCAAGUUCUCAGUGCCCAGCAGGAAAGAACCCCACAAGCAGAUAUCUAAACUGUACACAAAGGAAUGUCUCUAUUGCUGCUUUCCCAGGUGGUGGAAUAUUUGCAUGCAAAGUCCUGUCAGGUAGCAAUGCGUCAGAUCCACACCCACUUAUUAAUGACGAGGACCACUGCAGGAAUUUCAACUUCUUCAUUGUAGCAAUAAUAAACAACACUGCAGAGAGUAACAUGCAAUCAGAAAAAUCAGUGGUGGCUGAAGGACAACAGAACUUCAGUCUUCCUUGUGAAUUUGAUUUGACUCAUGGCAAAGACAUAUUUACUUUGUAUUGGAUUAAGGAAACAUUUGAAAGGAGGUGCCUUGCUUCUGUUUCAAAUGAAGACCACUCUUUUUCUAAUGAUCUAAACUGCUGUGUUGGCACCAAGAUCAAAAAGAGACAGGUCAAUAAUUUGACUGGCCCACUUGACAGACAUCAAAGUCAUUACCUGACCAUUUUCAACACCACCACUUCAGAUGCUGGAGUGUAUUUCUGCCUGGUUGCUGUUUACACCAACAGACACGUGUGGAAGAUUGUAAAUAAUGUGUCUGUACAAGUGCGAAAAGACAACAGUGAAGGGUCUACUUUUACAGAAGAGCUACAGAUCUCACUGGGAGUGGUAGGAGGAAUUGUUCUGAUUAGUGGGAUAAUAUUGUUCCUUUGCUGGAAGAAAAAGUCAAAAGGAAAGGCAUAUGAAUCACAUCAAAGGGAUCAGACCACAACUGAAAUGGAAGAAGACUGCUCCCCAUACGCCGUUUCCAGCCGCAAUGACAUAGAUGGGAAUGAAGUUGUGUAUUCACUCGCCAUGAGUCCUGGUGUGAACCCAGAGAGUCUCUAUUCUUUGCCAGAGAGCAAACCCAAUCCUGGAAUGCAACCUGGAGAGAACGUGCAGGCAAUUUAUGCUGUGCCAAAGAAAGAGAGAUCUUGAGUAGUGUAGUGGAUCGAAUGUUAGCGACGGAUGUGGAAAUUCCGGCUUGAUGUCUACGUCCACACUAACUAUAAAGCCAGUGGCCAUGGACGAGUGUCCUUGAUCUCUCAGCUUCAGUCAGGGAUAGGCCACAAACAAUCUUGGCUUCCCCCAAAGAAUCCGGGUUGCUGAGAGAUGCUAGGAGAUCCUUGUUUUGGCUCACAGAGCUAUAGUUGCAGAAUUCCCCGUGAAGAGGGAUUGCUUGUUAAACCACUCUGGGAAAUGUAAUUCCAGAGGCGUAAUAGGGGGAUCUCAUAACAUAGGGUUGCCAUAAACUGGACACAAAAGGUUUUUGAGCUUUUGGGGGGAAAGUUGUUGAGCUUUUGGAAGAUUGCCCACAGAAAGUUGCCAACCCUAUCAUAACAACACUCAGUGCCCUUAAUCAACGACAGCUCCCAGAAUUCUUGGGGGUGAAGCCAAGACUGUUUAAAGUGGUAUCAUGGUGUUUUUAAUGAAUGGUGUGCAUGUCUCCCUCGAAGAACCUGUGGCCUUCCAGAUGUGGAUCUACCUCAAAUGCUCCACCCUUCUCUUACACCCGACAUGUGUUUUGCAUGAGUUUUGCUAAUUGCCUGCUUGGGGGCUGACUAGGAUUUCCCCCUGGAAGCCCCCAGUUGGCCUGGGGACUCACUCCUCUUUUUUUGCUGACUCCAUACUGCUGGGAGUCCUGUUUUUGGAUUGGUGUUCUGGACUGGUUUAGUUGGCUUUCAGUUUGGGCAGGAAAGACAAAUUAAGAUCUGGUGGGGCAAAUACCUGAGGCACGUUAAGGGCCUCUUUGCCACCCUAUGCUGCCUUGACCUUGGGUCUUUGGCCUUGGCAAGUGCACUUGGGGGAACUCCAACCCGGUGGUGCCACAGUGCACUUGUCAGGUUCACAUGCCCACGGGGACAGCCUCUCAGGGGUGGGCAGGGCCAGAGGCGGAUGUGGUUGAGGCAAUUGUUCUGACACUUCCCUUCAUAGAAUAGGCUACUUACCAGCCAUGCAAAGGCAAGCAACAGGCGUUGUUCCAAGAAGAGUGUCAAAGAGAGGUCUUUCCCAGUCUGCAUCUGUUUUGGAACUGUUUUAAAUAUGUUUUUUAUUAUUUUUAUUACUUUGCUACUUGGUGUUUUCUACCCUGGAUGCCUUUAGGA